AUGGCGGAAGAUGGCAUGAAGGAGCAUCAAAUAAAUGGUGCGAAAUCUGUAAGAGUAAUACUCAUAACGAGAAUGUUUGUUGGAACAAGAGCAAACCACAAUGUCACAAUUGCAAGAGAAGGAGAAAAUGAUGAAGGUAAUUUGUUCUUUGCUUGUCAAAAAGCAUUUCAAGAAGAUAAAAAUGUGUGGUAUUUGGAUAGCGGUUGUAGCAAUCAUAUGACCGGAAAGAAAGAAGCUUUUAUAAACAUUGAUUCUUCAUUUGGCUCAAAAGUUAAAUUGGGAAAUGGAGAACAUGUUGAAGUAAAAAGAAAAGGCCGCAUUGGAGUUACAACAAAGCAAGGAAGCAAAGUCAUUCAUGACACUAUUUAUGUGCAAGAGUUGGAUGAGAACUUGCUAAGCAUUGGACAACUUUUGGAGCAUGGCUAUUCUCUAAAUUUUGAGAAUCGUGAGUGCAAAAUUUUUGAUUCAAAGAGAAGAAAUGUUGUUGUUGUAAAAAUGACCAGUAAUAGAAGCUUUCCACUUUCUCUUAAUUAUGAAAAAAAAUCAGCAUAA
Molecule: messenger RNA, 552 nt
Organism: Lathyrus oleraceus (garden pea)
Lineage: Eukaryota; Viridiplantae; Streptophyta; Magnoliopsida; Fabales; Fabaceae
Exons: 2
Coding region: 1-552 (183 amino acids)
Source: RefSeq, a predicted model, not a curated record